AAACGAGCCGGGACUGCGAGCGGCUUUGCCUCUUAACCCCUCAAAUAUGAACCCCCGGCAAAGCUCUGACUUCCCGACCAUCUCCUUCUCUUCUCCGACUCCAUUUUCUCGAUGGGAGACGGAGCGAAGGGCACCAUCGCCUCCCUCGAUUCCCUCUUCUCCCCCGAGGAGGUCCAGAAGGCAGCGCUGCGUGUCGAGGACGCCAUUGCCGACCGCCGGAAGGAGCUCGACCGCCUCCGUGGCUUCAUCUCCGACAACUCCGCCCUCAUCCACCUCGUCCGCAAGCUCCCUGACGAGCUCUCCCAUGACAUCAUGGUCCCAUUUGGGAGCGCGGCCUUCUUCCCUGGCCGUUUGAUUCAUACGAAUGAAUUCCUGGUGCUAUUAGGGGAGGGGUAUUAUGCGGACAGAACAGCGAAGCAGACGAUUGAGAUACUGCAGAGGAGGGGAAAGGCUUUGGAAGCUCAGGUUGAGUUUUUGAAGGCGAUGAUGUCGGAUCUCGAAGCGGAGUCUAAGUUCUUCAAUUCAACGGCUACCGAGGCUGCUGAAGGUCUUGUAGAAAUAAGGGAGGAAUACAUUGAAGAUGCUCCAAAAGAUGUGUCUGAAUCUGGUAGAUAUUGCAUAUCAGUUUCAAAUCCUCUGGACUCUUCCAAAGAAGACAAUUCAGGAAAGCCUGAUGAAGACGAGGUGCAUGCUCGAAUUAUGGCAAAGCUAGAUGAACUUGAAAAGGAAGAAAUUGAAGAUGGAAGUGCAUCUGGCAGUGAUGAAGAUGCUGAGGAUAGUUUUCAGAGUAAUGUUAAUGAUGACAAAAAUGAAGCUUCAAAGAUUGCAGAUUUAAGCAUGCAAUUUUCUACCAAAGCUGGUUCCUUUCAGUGUGACAAAGAACAGCCUGACAGUAUGCAGAAGUCUCCGUUGCCACCUGAGCGAAAGGAAAAUCUUCACAAAGCUUCUAUCCCGAAGCUGGAGGAUUCUUCUGAAAAUUCUGCAAGCCAAACUUCUAAGAUUGGUUCAAGUAGUCACAGGGCAUUUACAGGCUCUAUUGUUGAACAUAGUCAUGGACUCGCACCCGUCCAGUCAGCCAAAAGCCCCACCCCAGAACAGGCUUCUGGGUCAUAUCCGUCCAAGCCUGUCUCCAGGUUCAAGAUGCAGAAAGGCAUCCGCUGAUACUGGACAGAUACUGUGCUGGAACCAAGCAUCCUGCAUGCUGAUGCCGAAGUCUUCUAUCACCUGCACAUAGUGGGGGAAUUGGAGAAAACGUGGUUUUCAAAUCCACAGCAUGUCAACUUCAGUCAAAAGAAGGCCACGUAUGCUCAUUGAUGAAAACCUGGGAAUUUGACAGAAAUGUUUCUAUUUGCCCUUAUCUUUGGGGAAAGAGAUUGUGGUUGAAGACUAUAUUUAGUUGGCUGAGUCUGAGUAAAAUAUUCUAAUGGAAGUUGGGAUUGGUGAUCUUGCGGAGAUCUGCUCUGAAAACAUUAUGUGCAAACUGAUUGUCACCUAUACGAAAUAGCCUAUGAAAUCUUAAUCCCGCUUCAGGUAGGAAUCAGAUCAGUCGAACCAUCUCGUGGCUUUUCUCCACAACUUUAGCAUCCGUCUCAGCUUGAACGAAAAGGUUCAUGGAGUGCCUAGCUAAAGCACUCAACUGAUUCUGGAGAACGGUAUAAUUUCAGUUUUUGGGUUAAAUAUCAAUUCCAUUUAUAA
Molecule: messenger RNA, 1695 nt
Organism: Phoenix dactylifera (date palm)
Lineage: Eukaryota; Viridiplantae; Streptophyta; Magnoliopsida; Arecales; Arecaceae
Source: RefSeq, a predicted model, not a curated record